Molecule: messenger RNA, 1284 nt
Organism: Cydia fagiglandana
Lineage: Eukaryota; Metazoa; Arthropoda; Insecta; Lepidoptera; Tortricidae
Gene: Mlc-c
Product: myosin-2 essential light chain
Exons: 5
Coding region: 133-576 (147 amino acids)
Cellular component (GO): myosin II complex
Molecular function (GO): calcium ion binding; myosin heavy chain binding
Source: RefSeq, a predicted model, not a curated record
CAACCAUAGUAAAGUUUUUAUUGUAUUUUUUGUUCAACUUGUUGUUGAAGCCAUAGCGGAAGUAGGUAACGAUUAGACAGCAAUCGAAACAAACAAGAAAAAUAUAAUUUUAACGAUAAUUCACUAUUUAUAAUGGCCGGAUACUCUGAAGACCAGUUGGCUGAGUUCCAGGAGGCAUUCCAGCUGUUCGACUCGCGCGGCGACGGCAAGAUCCACGUGGCGCAGAUCGGCGACGCGCUGCGCGCGCUCGGCCAGAACCCCACCGAGUCCGACGUCAAGAAGUGCACCCUCCACCUGAAGCCUGAUGAGCGCAUCUCCUUCGAGGUCUUCCUGCCCAUCUACCAGGCGAUCAGCAAGGCGCGCAGCGGCGACACCGCGCACGACUUCAUAGAGGGGCUGCGGCACUUCGACAAGGACGGCAACGGGUUCAUCUCCUCCGCCGAGCUGCGCCACCUGCUCUCCACCCUGGGCGAGAAGCUGGCCGACGAUGAGGUGGAGCAGCUGCUGCAGGGGCAGGAGGACUCGCAGGGCAACGUCAACUACGAGAACUUCGUGCACCUCGUCAUGCAGGGCUGAGCAACCUGCCCCACCGCCCCCCACCCCACCCCACCCUACACAGCGGCGAGGCACAACCCAUGCCUAUACUUUAUCAUAUGAUCCAACAACUUAAAGGAAUGGUGACACAUUUAAAGACUAGAUUGAAAACAGUUGUUUAUACUAUUAUACUUGUUUUCUUCAUAUUAGAAAGCUCCUGAAGCACAAGUUUCAAAUCUAGCAUGUCAGGGUUCUGUCAUGGAAAAUUAAAAAGAAAACAAAGUAUCAAAGAAAACAGAACUAGCGAGCGUCUUCAGACGCCGGUAUAUGUAGGACUGACGGCUUUGGUAACCAUUGUCCAAAUUUCGUAUAAAAUUUGCAUAUCAAUAUAAUGUGCAAAGAUAAAGAUUGAAAGGCUAGACUUUGGAGAUAUGCUUUAAAUAUUAUUGUAAUGCACGUUCCUAACAUUGUUUUGAAAACAUGUGCAUUUAAAGAUAUAUUUUGGGUUAAUAAUAAAGCAAAGCACCCUCUCGACAGCAUUUAACGAAUAACUUAAAUUAAAAUCGAUAAUAGUUUAGAAGCCUCGCCGCUGCACCGUAGCCUAUAGACUUCAAGAUAACAUGUAAUUCCCGUGCGUUUAUUCCAAAAUAAUAUUAUCAUUAUUGUAGUUAUGUUAAGAGAUUUUAUACGGUUAUUGUAUGUACAAAUGUGAUUUUAACAAAGUGUAUCUAUUAUAAGUAUGUACUUACU